Molecule: messenger RNA, 1398 nt
Organism: Cyclocybe aegerita
Lineage: Eukaryota; Fungi; Basidiomycota; Agaricomycetes; Agaricales; Hemipholiotaceae
Source: the annotation of a GenBank genome assembly
AUGCGCCGCCGAGCCAACACUAACACGACCUCGGCACUUCCUCCACGACCUGCCUCCAAGUUUGUCCCCGCCUCGGUCUACUCUCAUGUUUCAACGUAUCGCUCAUCACAGCUUGAACUCCAACUCUACAGUCCGUCGCUCAAGGUCCAUGACGAUGGACGAGGACCGGUAGCAGUCUUCAGUGGGCACGACCAAGUCGGUGGCAGGGUUUGCUUGGACGCCGACGCGUAUCAUACGGGGCGUCUGUCGAUUUCUAUUGAAGGGGCCUUCUCAUACCGAGUAACGAAACCUUACGAAGACCCAUGGGCCCCGACUUCUGACCCACAAAAACACAUCUUCCUCUCUUCGAUGACAUCCAUCUCUGUCUCCAACUCGGAAGCGAGUUCGCCUCGAUCUGUCUUCCGAGAAGCGUUCGUCCGACGACGCCCAAGUGUCUCUGCAAUUAGCUUCGUGUCCUCCUCCACGGAGCGGUCGCAUUCCUUCACCUUUUCCCUGCCUCAAAGCGUACGGCCAGGAGAGGAAAUGCCUCCAAGCUUUCUCUCCACAAAGGAUCCCUCGGAGCCUGACUACUUCGACAUUACCUACAAGAUUAUUGUUGACUGGGAGCCGCAGGACCCGUUCGACACUCCUUCACAUCUUGAGAUACCGUUCUUGAUGCAGCCGGAUGAUUUCCAGUGUGUUGAUGCAUCAACAACCGCCUCAGGUUCAUGGCUGGAGAUGCCCUUGAAGGCUGAUCGGCCCAUCCCUGUCCGAUGUGCAAUGACGCUGCCAACUUCGGUUACCUUUUCGCGCUCCUCAUCAAUACCUUACUUCGUCGUUUUUACAACGACACCACGCUCCCCCGAAAUGGCGAAGGAAAUCGCUGCAGAUGCAACCAUCUCUGUUUCACUCAUUCGACAACUUAACAUCAAUGACCACGCUUCCCUACCACCUACACCACCGCUGACGCCCACAAGCGAGGAGUCGGAACCUAGUGCGUUGAAACCCCCAACGAGACUGCUACGAAGAGUUGCGAAAUCACACCCGCGAUUUCGUGAUUUCCCCCGGCCCAGGAGAAUAUCAGAAGGGGCAGUUCCUUUCACGCGCGACAAGCCUCUACCUGAGAUCCCCUUGUCCCCCAUGUUGACGACGUUUUCGGAUAUGCGUACGGUCUCGAACGACAUGUGCAUCGGUUUCCCGAAGCGGCCACGACAGCAGUGCGACACCAACAAGAGUCAUCCGUCUUUGGAAACAAUCGCCGCGCUUCCAGACGGCUUGCACAAAACCCGUAUUCCCCUGGACAUGGACCUGCUUCCAUGUAUAGACUGGGGAGGAAUAAGUGUCAAGUAUUACCUGGACGUUUCUGUGCUAAUAGGAGCAGACGACUUUCGUGCUCGAGUCCCUAUACGGAUAUUCUAG